CCUCCGCUGUGGGAUUAUAAAGAGCAGGGCAGGAGCAGAGGAGUGCACCACAGUCGCUCUCUCCUCCUCUCUUCAUCUCCAGGUUCUCCUCUCCUACAGCACCUACGAUGGGCAACGUAACUACCAUCGACAAUUCCAGGCGAAACACUUCCAUAAAUACCAAUGUCGAAGUCACCGAUAUCCGCUUCAACCAUACAAUCUCCUUCAGUGCCAGUAGCCCCUUCAUUGGCGGCGGCUUCGUUGGCGGAGGCGGCGGAGGAGGAGAGAACUUCGACGUCUGCGGCAAUGAGAAGGCCACCAUGCAGAACCUGAAUGACCGCCUGGCCACCUACCUGGAAGAGGUGUGGUCCCUGGAGAACGGCAACGCCGAGCUGGAGUUGAGGAUCCGACAAUUCCUGGAGAACAAAACCUCUCCCGGAUCCCGAGACUACUCCGCCUUCUUCGUCUCCAUCGCAGACCUGCACAACAAGAUCCAUGGCGCCAUGUGUGUCGAUGGAAGCAUCUACCUGGCCAAAGACAACGCCAAGCUGGCGGCGAACGACUUCAAGACAAAGAGGGAGAACGAGCUGAGCAUGCGGCAGUCGGUGGAGGCGGACUUCGCCGGACUCAAGAGGCUGCUGGACGUGCUGGCCAGGUCUGACCUGGAGAUGCAGAUUGAAGGGCUGAAGGAGGAGCUGAUCUUCCUGAAGAAGAACCAUGAGGAGGAGAUGCUCGGCCAGCGGCAGCAGAUGACGGGCCAGGUGAACGUGGAGGUGGAGGUGGACGCGGGGCCGACGCAGGACCUGAACACCGUCCUGUCAGAAAUCCGCGAGCAGUACGAACAGGCAUCGGCCAAGAACAAGAAGGAACUGGAAGCCUGGUUCCAAGAGAAGGCGGCGACGGUCAAACAGGAGGUCGCAGUGAGCACAGAAACCAACCUCAACCGCCUGCUGCAGUCCCUGCAGAGAGAGCUCCAAUCACAGCUCACCAUUAAAGGGUCACUCGAGGGCACCCUGCAGGAGACGGAGAACCAGGCGACCAGCCUGGAGGAGCAGCUGGUCAACCUGCAAGGCGACAUCGACCGCCAGGGCCAGGAGUACCAGAUGCUGCUGGACACCAAGACGCGCCUGGAGAUGGAGAUCGCAGAGUACCGCAGACUGCUGGACGAGUAGGCCAGCACUGGCAGCAGCUCCAGCUCCAGCACCUAGACCAACUACCGCGUGGUCACAGAGGCUGAACCCACCAGUAAGGACAGCCCUCUCGACCACUGGCAGAGCACCAGGAGAGGCCAACAGCUCCCCCCUACACACCCAGGAACCAGAGGCCAACGACCUCCUCACUACACACCCAGGAACCAGAGGCCAACACCUCCAAACUACACAUCCAGGGACUCCCCUCUGCUACACACCCAGGAAAUCAAAGACCCAGAGCUGUUGUGUCGUGCCCGCUGUAUUUGGAUCCAAUAAAAAUAAUAAAGAGUGCUCUACCUUGCUGACUAAAACGUG
This is a messenger RNA of Gadus morhua (Atlantic cod), 1484 nucleotides long. RefSeq names its product keratin, type I cytoskeletal 13-like. Lineage: Eukaryota; Metazoa; Chordata; Actinopteri; Gadiformes; Gadidae. Gene Ontology annotation, molecular function: structural molecule activity. The record is from RefSeq and is a predicted model, not a curated record. Gene Ontology annotation, cellular component: cytoskeleton. The transcript has 7 exons. Bases 108 to 1151 code for a protein of 347 amino acids.